GCGUGCUCGACAGUGAGAAACUGCACAGAGAUCAGACAGCCUGCACAUCCACAGCGAGAGAGAGAGAGAGAGAGAGAGUGUGUGUGUGUGUGUGAGAUGAAGAUGAGCUUCUUUCUUCAUGCACAAUAAGACUUGAGGCGUGAAAGUAAACGGUUCUGCUUUAUUUCACAGGUUUAGCGGCUCAUUUUGACAGAACUCUAGGGUUGAUCAUUAUAGCAUGAAUAAACCUCGCUCACUUCCGGCCGGAGACGCCGUAUUCCUUUUAUAGCAGCUGGGGAAUAUCUCCUUUAUUUUACACUCCUCGAGAAGAAGUCAGUUCCGCCCAGAACCGGGAGUGACGUCACAGGCGACGGCUCGACGAAAUCCAGUUCAGAAGCGCGCCGCUCAGUGCAGGACAGCAGUGCCGACAGCAGCCGGGAGAACUGGUGUAAUGAUUCUGCAUGAGACUAAUCUGGAUUCAGAGACACUGAAGAUAAAGUCCUGAAAAAAAAGACUAAAUCAACUCCGAAACAUUUUCACAAUCUUUUAGUAGGUUUUCAAAAUUAUAUUGAAGCAUCUCUUAGAUUCUCCUAAAACACUACUGAAGAGAUCCUGAAAUGAUAAUGAACCACUACUGAAACUACUAAUUCAGUAGUCAGGAAAAACUGCUGAAACUUCAAACAUUCCUAAAACACUAGUGUAAGAAAUGCACAUGAAGCAACUGUGAAACAAACAUUCCUGAAACAGUUCUAAAACAAACUGACCUAAAAAAAAAAAUAGUAAACACUGCUGAAGAAAACUGAAAUGAUUCUGAAAAAAAUGUAAACAAACGUUCCUGAAACUGAAAUGCUGGAAAAACUACUGAAACAAACACUUCUCACUGCUGGAUAUGCAACUGCAGAGUAAAUGAUACUGAAAUAAAUAUCCUGAAACACUAUUAAAACAUUAUCGAAAGACAACUGAAACUCCCCUUAAAACAUGACACAUUUUUUGUAAAUGUUACAAUUUUCCUGAAACAAUAUUGAAACAUUAAACAAAAGACAACUGAAACAUUGUUACAACUCGCCAAAAACAUUAUUGAAACAAAACUAAAACAUUAUUACAACUUAAAACUUAAAAUGCUAUUAAAAUAAUACUGAAACAUUGUACAACUCUCCUGAAACAUUGACACAACUGUCCUGACAUGAAACAUUGUUAAAAGUUCUCUGAAAUGCUGUUGAAAAACAACUGAAGCAUUGUUACAACUCGCCUAAAACAUUACUGAAACAAACCUAAAGCAUUGUAAUAUUACUGAAAGAAACAACAGAAUUUUUUUGUUUUGUUUAGUAGCACCUCUUCUAGAAUGCAAUUGAAACAUUACUGAAACAAACAUGAAACAUUGUAACUACUUUCCUGAAAUGCUAUUAACACUACUGAAAUAAUCCUCAAACAUUGUUACAAAUUUCCAGAAAUGCUAUUGAAACAUUAAUGAAAAGCAACUGAAACAACUCUCCUAAAACAUUACUGAAACAAAGACAUUGCUACAACUUUCUUGAAAUGCUAUAGAAACAUUCCUGAAACAAAACUGAAACAUUGUACAUCUCUCCCGAAACAUUAGACAUGUUGAUUUUACUGUCUUGAAACAAUAUUGAAACAUUACUGAAAAACAACUGAAACAUUGUAGCAACUCUCCCUGAAACGCUUUUGAAACAUUACUGAAACAUUGUAGCAACUCUAUAAAAACAUUACUGAUACAUUACUGAAACAUUGUAACAGCUCUUCUGAAACCAACUUGCAACAUUGUUACAACUUUCUUAAAACACUAUUAAAACGUUACUGAAAGAAACAGCUGAAUUUUCUUCUGAAAAACAACUGAAACAAAUCUCCCAUAACACUACUGAAAAGAUUCUGAAACUCUACUGAAACUUGAUCUGGGCAUUAUGUUUUGGAGUGUGUGAGUGUAUCAUCAUCAUCAUCAGUAUGUCCACCAGAGCCGAGCUGCCGCUCUGCUGCUCUACGUGUGGAGAGUCGUGUGUGUUUGGAGAGCACCGGUCUAGCAUCUGCUCCUGCAAGAAGCUCAGCUUAACCCCACGUCGGAGCUCUGAAGGUGGCCUGAUGUCUCUGUACUCUCAGAGAGAAAGCAGCAUCACCCGGCCUCUCCGUCUGGAGCUCCUGGACGCCCUGAGUUUGGCGACCGGCCCGCUCCGGAAGAUCCUCAUCCAGCGAGAUUCACCCUCCGCUCUUCCUCCAGUUCUGGCAGUCGCCGUGAGCUCCAGAGCUCCAGAAAUGGAGGCAGACUCCGGUCACGCUGUGGCCCGGCUGGGUGUGCCAUGGCUGGGCAGGCUGGCUCUGGAGGCCCGGCUUCAGCAGCUGGCUCUGGAAGUCCAGGAACGGGUGUCGCUCAAACUGGAGGUACUUCAGGAGGAGGUGAAGAGGAGGAGCGCGGAGGUGCGGAGAGCCAGAAGAGAGAGCGAGAAAAUGCUGACCGAAAAAUAUGAGGUGGAGAAAAGAGCGGCUCAACUGGAGAGACAAGUGGACAUUUCUGUGGAGAUGCUGGCGAGUCUGAGAUAUGAGCUGAGCGAUCGAGACGAGCAACUACGCAGAAAACAACAGGAAGUGUGUGAGCUGGACAGGUUUGUGCGAGACACGGCACUGCAGGAAGCGAGUGCAAAGAUCCGUCUGCAACGUUUCAUUGAGGAUCUGCUGGAGCGAGCGGAGAGAGCAGAAACACAGCUGCAGAACAUACACAAUGAUGUCACUUCCCCUCACAGACACCUGACAGGAAGUAGAGCCGCAGGAUACCAGAGGAGUUACAGUGUGUCGGGGAUGAGCAGAAGAUCUUCACAUCUGUCUGAUCACAGAUCUGCUCAACACUACAGGUAUGAGCGGAGGCCGCGGACAUUGUCAGUGGGAUCAGGGGGUUGCGAGGGCCACUGUUACGCCCGUCAGUACCAGCGUGUGUUUUACGGAGAUGUGGAGGAUCCAGACAUACACUACAGGAGCCAACACACAGACGCAGAGUCAGACAACUGGAGCAUUUACACUGACGACACACAACUGCACAGCGGAUACAGCAGCACGGGUCAGGAUCUCCACUGGUGCGUGAACAGAGUCAGUGGGUCAACUGAGAGUUCAGAACGUCUGCGGCUCAAAGCGGCUCUGUUCUGUGUGUUCAUCUACCUGGACACACACACUCUGCUGACCGCCGCUGAGGUGUGUAAAGACUGGCGGAGUGUCGCUCGUCAUCCUGCUGUGUGGACCAGAGUAACACUAGAGAACGCACGCGUGUCCACCAAGUUUCUGCAGACUCUGUCUCAGUGGUGCAGUCAGACUCAGUGUCUCGUUCUUCAGAACCUUAAACCACGAGCUCGAGCCAAGAAAGAAAGCAAAGACGAGUACAUCCGAAGCACCAGGGGCGGACUGGAGGCGGGACUGGAGGCGGUGCUAAAGGCAGCAGGGCGGAGUCUGGUGGUUUUGAGCAUCUCUAAUUGCUCGAAUAUUUUGACGGACAGGUGUUUGUGGCUCGUCAGCUGUCACUGCCGCUCACUGCAGUCGCUCACAUACAGGAGUGCGUCAGAUCCAGUGGGUCAGGAGGUGAUCUGGGCUCUGGGCGCAGGAUGUCGAGACAUCACUGCGCUACGAAUCGCUCCCAUACAGCCGUGCCUGCAGCCCAGUCGCUUCAGUAACCGAUGCUUGCAGCUGAUUGGCCGCUGCUGGCCGAAUCUGUGCCGGGUGGGUGUGGGCGGAGCCGGCUGUGGUGUGCAGGGAUUGGCUUCUCUGGUAAGGAACUGUGUGAAUCUGUGUGUGCUGGAGCUCCAUCAUAUGAAUGAACUGAACCAGGAGGCGGCGCUAGAGAUCUGCAGAGACGGCCUUCAGCAGCUACACACACUGGCAUUCAUCUGCACACCCGUCACCGCUAAAGCUAUCCUGCACUUCACAAGUGUGUGUCCGAGUCUGAAGUGUGUGGUGGUUCAGUUGUCUAUAGCGGAUUACUUUGAGGAUGCUGAAAAUGAAGAGGCCAAGAGAUUAUUUGAGGAGAUCGUCAACAAUCUACAGGCGUUGAGAAAGAGACCCGGCCUGUGUGACGUCCUUCAGAUCAAAGUGGACAAACCCUGAAAAUACACGUUACUGUGACAAUCUGAUGCACACACACACACACACAUGCACAAACAAACACACACACA
Molecule: messenger RNA, 4142 nt
Organism: Danio rerio (zebrafish)
Lineage: Eukaryota; Metazoa; Chordata; Actinopteri; Cypriniformes; Danionidae
Source: RefSeq, a predicted model, not a curated record